Molecule: messenger RNA, 1449 nt
Organism: Mycena indigotica
Lineage: Eukaryota; Fungi; Basidiomycota; Agaricomycetes; Agaricales; Mycenaceae
Exons: 3
Coding region: 1-1449 (482 amino acids)
Cellular component (GO): catalytic step 2 spliceosome
Source: RefSeq, a predicted model, not a curated record
AUGGAAGCCAAAUCACGGUCUCUCAAUGGCCAGGCAGUCCUGGAGGAAGACGAUUACACAGCCGCGUUGUCGCAUAUAAUUGCUCGCGACUUUUUCCCGUCAUUGGUCCAAAAUGCUACGAACGACUAUCGGGACGCCCUAGAAUUGCGAGACCCGGAGCUCAUCAAUGCUUCCGUGCGGCGACUGGAAGAGAUCGGAGUUACUCCUGGCAGACGUUUUGACGAAACUCCAUACGGUGGCGGGCCCUCUGAUACCCCGCUGCGAAGUGCUAGCGGAGAGCCAUUGGCGAAGCGACCGCGGAUCGACCUGAACCUCAGUCUCGACAACUUCCAGGCGCGGUACACGUCAGAGGACAACUCCAGUUUUACCGAAAUUCUACAUGAGGAAAACCGAAAGCGGAAGGAGAGGUAUGGGUGGGCUUGGGAAGCACAGAAACGGGUCGAGGCACAACGAGAGCGCAUGCUGGCUGAUAGGGAAAGACUCUUAUUGGAGCCUCAGUCAGUCGCCGGGAUGAAAGAGAAAUUCAGGAUAGAGGCACCCAAACCCGUUGGCCUCAUUGAAUCGGCUCCGAAAUCAGAGGAGGAGUUGGCAAUAGAGAAGGAAGCGGAAGAGAAAGCAAAGUUGGCGCUUGCAGUGCUCAGGUCUGAAGAGCAAGAUGUGGAUGUCAUGGCGCCGCAGAAGGAUACUAGGUCCGCUUCCGUCGAUACGUGGUCAUUCAAGACGCGAAAUUCACUGAUGUUUGCGCCAGAUGCAGAUGUCACACCGUAUCGCAUUGUCCCCAAUAGCAAGCCGGAUUCGCGUGUUAUCGUUCAUAACAGCACGCGGUUAGUAGAACACGACGAUUCAGAUUCUCGCUUUCGUUCUGCUUCAGCCCCGCCAAGUCCAACACGAAGUCACAUCAAUGCAGCCAUUACGGGCACACCUUAUCGGCCAAGGUCGCCCACAAUCAACAAUUUCUCUCUUGUGCCGAACCUUCCUUCCCCAACGCCUGAACAGCUUGGACCAAAAGCAGUCAAGCAACUGAUGACAUGGGGAACACUCAACGCUACUCCACGCGUGAUCUCUCAGACGGACGAUUUACCUCCGCCCAACACACCCUUUCACAUCGCCAAGCCAACGAGUCGUGAGGAAAUCUCGUAUAAGCUGGCCAACAAGGCAUCCAAGAGCCUACGCAUGAAGGCUGGACUAAUGGGGCUGGGUCGGACCCCGGUCAUCGGUGGUACAGCACGGAAAGGGACUAUGGGACCACCAAUUGGGACGCCACGACGGUCAGAGGCUGCGGGUAAUCUCACACCGGCUGCUCGACGAUUACUUGAUCGCACCCUGGGUACUGCUGCUACUCGUCGUGCCGAGGCAAUGGACAGGGUUGCUGGUUGGGAGAGUGGUCAGAAGAGGGAUCAGGAUCUAAAUCGUGUGCGAUGGACACCUACACCAAGUGCCGGUAAAUAG